Molecule: messenger RNA, 1022 nt
Organism: Amphimedon queenslandica
Lineage: Eukaryota; Metazoa; Porifera; Demospongiae; Haplosclerida; Niphatidae
Product: GTPase-activating Rap/Ran-GAP domain-like protein 3
Exons: 8
Biological process (GO): regulation of small GTPase mediated signal transduction
Molecular function (GO): GTPase activator activity
Source: RefSeq, a predicted model, not a curated record
GAAAUUCUCUGUACCAAAAUCAGACAAGUUGACUGUUAAAGAUAUCUCCAGUGCAACUUUACAGAAAGAUUUCCUGACACUGGAGGAACAGGAAGGGUCAAUUAAUUUUAAAUUUGGUAUAAUUUACGCAAAAACCGGUCAGACGACCGAUAAUGAGAUGCUUAGCAACAAAGCUGGAAGCCCGUGUUUCAAUCAGUUUUUGGAUCUUUUAGGUGAUACGAUUGAUUUGUUUGGUUGGGCCCAUUACAAAGGAGGUCUGGAUACUCGUAACAACGCCACCGGUAGUCAAUCGGUAUACACAGUGUUCGGUGGUCACGAGGUCAUGUUCCAUGUGUCGACAAUGUUACCGUAUUCGGAGGAAAAUAAACAACAGCUGGAGCGAAAGAGACACAUUGGCAACGACAUAGUAACCAUUAUAUUCAUUGAGGAUGAGGGGGCUGACACUGAGGGAGCUCAGGAUCAAGAAUCAGACGACAGAGCUUACCUGUCGGCUCUCUCUUUCACCCCUUCCUCCAUCACCUCUCAUUUCAACCAUAUCUUCGCACUCGUCACUUACUGCAAGUCGCGGGAUUCUUAUCGACUGGUACUCCACUCUGCCGAGAGUAUUCCAAGUUUUGGGCCCCCUCUGCCCCCCGGGGGCGAAUUUGAAGACCACUCUGCUUUUAGGGACUUUUUAUUAGCAAAACUCAUUAAUGGUGAGAAGGCUUCUUACUCUAUCUCUACGUUUGCUGAUAAAAGAGAAAGAACCUUAGGACUUUUAAUGAAGGACAUGGAGCAGAAAUGUGGCUCAGUGUUACGCAAAUCUUUGUCUCAGUUGAAUAUCACAUCGCCUAGCAACAGUAAAAAGUAUGUGGAGCUGCAGCAGUCAUUCAGCGAAGUUGGAAACAGGAUAAAAAUUGAGAAGAUAGUGUCCGGUAAUCACCCAACUAGCCAAAUGAGCACUGCAGUGAAGAAAGAACCCUGGGAGACUACUCUUUUGUUGCAAAGUUUUCCUCAUAAAAUUACCUGCGGGGAUACAUGCG